CAACGUGUUUCCGGUUGGCUAUUCGCCGACGGAAGUACGGAGAGUGAACUGUUCUUUCUUUUUAAGCAGUCCUAUUGAACAAAAAUAUCGGGUCUAGAGUCGAAUGUUUACUACAUUUAUCGACACAGAGUAUUUAUAUUGAGAUGUCGGAGGACUUGGUCAAACAGUUGAGCAACUACAAAGCCCAGCUGCAGCAAGUAGAAGUCGCCCUAUCUACUGACCCGGACAAUGAAGACCUUCUCAAACUCCAAAAAGACUUACAGGAAGUCAUUGAUUUGACAAAAGACCUCCUGACCUCACAGCCCGCUGAGAGUGCCUCCAACACCAGUGGCUCAGACACAGCUCCUGUGAAGCAUGGCUGGAAAGUGGGAGACAGGUGUAUGGCUAUGUGGAGUCAGGAUGGACAGGUGUAUGAGGCUGAGAUUGAGGAGAUAGACCGAGACAACGGCACUGCAGCCGUUACCUUCACUGGAUAUGGGAAUGCUGAAGUGAUUCCUCUACAGAACCUAAAGGCCGUAGAGGAAGGGAAACGUUUGGAGGAGGAUGGGAGUGUAAAGCCAAAGUCGAGGAAAGAGCAGAUAGCAGAGCAGAGGGAGUAUAAGAAGAAGAAAGCCCAGAAGAAGGUACAGAGGAUGAAGGAGUUGGAGCAAGAAAGAGAGGAACAAAAGUCAAAGUGGCAACAGUUCAACAAUAAAGCCUACUCAAAGAACAAGAAAGGCCAGGUAAAGCGAAGCAUAUUUGCAUCUCCGGAAAGUGUUAACGGAAAGGUGGGAGUGGGAACGUGUGGUAUUGCAGAUAAACCAAUGACCCAGUACCAUGACACGUCCAAAUACAAUGUCAGACAUCUAAUGCCACAAUGACCUGAUAUCACCUGUACAUAACAAUCCACUGUAUACUAGCUGUAUCAGUGCUUUCCAUUGUGUUUAUACAUGAUUUAAGUUUCUCGAGUAAAGUAAGCUUUGAAAGUAAUUGCUUGCACACCAAUGUUUUGAAAUAUUGUUGUAGUUUUCUUAUAUAUUAUUAGGCGCAACAAAUAAAAUCCAUACGUGGGACUUUCCCUGCAUUGGAAUAAGGUUACGUAAGAACUGGAAAUGGUGAUCUCGAAAAGCCAUAGAGUUUGCUGUUUGUUCACUGAGGCCAGAUACCAUCUGUUAUAUUUAUAAAGAUACACCUUUUAGAUGUGGUGUUUACAUUUGAGACUGGAUUUUAAACAUUAACCCGCUGUAGGAAAGUCUGAAGAAUAAUAAUGGUGUUGAUUUUUGAGUUGGCAAAAUUUAAGUUUUCACUCAUGUACAUAUAACAGUGAAAUAAACAUUGUUUUCGGUUUUUAAAGA
Messenger RNA from Archocentrus centrarchus (flier cichlid), 1334 nucleotides. RefSeq names its product survival motor neuron domain containing 1 (gene smndc1). Bases 144 to 860 code for a protein of 238 amino acids. Lineage: Eukaryota; Metazoa; Chordata; Actinopteri; Cichliformes; Cichlidae. The transcript is spliced from 6 exons. The record is from RefSeq and is a predicted model, not a curated record. Gene Ontology annotation, biological process: mRNA processing; regulation of alternative mRNA splicing, via spliceosome. Gene Ontology annotation, molecular function: RNA binding. Gene Ontology annotation, cellular component: cytoplasm; nucleus; precatalytic spliceosome.